Vigna radiata var. radiata (mung bean) is the source of this 1132-nucleotide messenger RNA. Its product is annotated as early nodulin-like protein 2. Gene Ontology annotation, molecular function: electron transfer activity. Gene Ontology annotation, cellular component: plasma membrane. The transcript is spliced from 2 exons. The coding region runs from base 97 to 963 and encodes 288 amino acids. The record is from RefSeq and is a predicted model, not a curated record. NCBI's taxonomy places the organism in Eukaryota, Viridiplantae, Streptophyta, Magnoliopsida, Fabales, Fabaceae.
AUCUCUUGUCUGAGACGACCUCGAACUCUCCCUCUCUCUCUAUAUAAGCACAGCAGCAGACACUAUUCUCGCACAUCUCACAUUUUCAUUUCCCUGAUGGAUGUUGAAAAAGCUCUAUACCUCUUGUUGCUUCUCCUCACUCUUCUCUCAAGCUCCAAAGCCAAGAAGUUCAACGUUGGUGGAAGCCAAGGCUGGGUUCCAAAUCCUUCCGAGAGUUACAACAACUGGGCUGGAAGAAACCGAUUCCAAAUCAAUGACACAAUAGUUUUCAACUACAAGAAAGGUUCGGACUCGGUUUUGGAAGUGAAGAAGAAGGAAGAUUAUGAGAAGUGCAACAAGACAAACCCAAUCAACAAGUUCGAAAAUGGUGACACUGAGUUCAAGUUUGACCGAUCAGGACCAUUUUACUUCAUUAGUGGAAAAGAUGGAAACUGUGAAAAGGCUCAGAAAUUGAUUGUUGUUGUUUUAUCCCCUAGAAAAUCGCCAUCACCUUCAUUACCACCAUUGUUGCCACCAAAAUAUUUGCCUUCACCCUCACCAAAGACAAACCCACCAACCGUUUCGCCUUCCUCUCCACCGUCCCCAGCGGUUCAACCUCCGUCAAACUCAAUAUCUCCGAAACCGGCCAACGGGCCUUCAGCGGCAGCUCCGGGACCUGAAAACUGGUAUUCAGCGACAGCUCCGGCACCUGAAACCAUGUACCCGGUGACUUCUCCUCCGGCACCGCCACCGGAGACGGGAACUCCACCGCCGUUUCCGGCGGGGCCAAUUUCUCCACCUCAGUCAUCCGCGGGGCCAACUUCCCCACCGCAGUCGCCGGCGGGGCCAACUUCUCCACCGCAGUCGCAGCCGUCUAGUUCAACGGCGCCGUCACCGACGAAUGGUGGUUUUGCCAAGGCUCCUUCAAACGCUUUGGUGUAUUUCGUUACAAUUGUCGUUGGUGGUGUUAUGUUGCGUUAUUGAAAGUUCAUUUUGGGUUGAAAUUUAAACAUACUUUAGUAGGGACAUGUUGUGUUAAGAAUGUUUUUAAGAGGACUCAUGUGGUCGUUAUUUUGAUGUUUUUUCUUUUAAUUUGAUUGGCAUAUUAAUUAUUAGGAUAAUUUAUAUAUAAAGAAGAUUUGUAUAAUUUUUU